UGACAGCUUGACAUUGACACAAACGGGAAAAUAACUUUUCGCCAAUGUUUUCUAUUGUGUAACAAAUAAAAGUCCUCUAAUUUAUUAACCACUAAAUAAAUAUCUUGAAAAUGAAUUUAUUAAGAAGGCAAGCCUUUCCCGUAUUUUGUUCUAUAAGAAAACAAGUUGUAAAGAAAAAUAUACAUAGUGUUAUUCACAAAAAUUUAAACAUAACCUCAACCAUGUUUGUUCCGCAAAUUCCAAUUAUUUACAAUUCUAAUCGAAGUAUGUCAAAAAAGAAAAGAGAGUUGGACUCAGAUGAUGAAGAUGAGGAUUUUGAUGAAGAUGCCUCACUCUCGAAAGACUCCAAAUUAGUUAAAUUUAGUACAACUUCGUUGAGAACAGAUGCUAUUCUCAAAUCAGCUUUAGGAGUAGCUAGAAACAAAAUUGAACAGUUGUUCUAUGAAAGCAAAAUAAGAGUAAAUGGCAAGAAACUGUUAAAGAAAAGUGCUUCAGUAAAAGUUGAUGAUGAAAUAGAUGUUAUAAAAAUGGUCAGUCCAAAGAAUCCCAACCAUUUGUACAUAGCAAGAGUGGAAAUUAUGAAUAUUGUUGCAAAAGAAGAAAGCAUUGGAAUCACAGCCAGAAGAUUUAAAAAUUUAUUGAUUGAGAACUAUGCAACAGACCCGUACAAAGGUUCUGCAGAGUCUAACGAAUAACACAUGGUUUUAAAGUUAAAGGCCGUAAGCCUUUUUAAUAUUUUCUAAGCAGUAAAAUAUAGUAUCGUUGAAUUGGUAUCUUGUAACCAAAGUCUCAAACUUACUUGGUUAACACAAUAUAUGUAAUUUGUCUGGUAAAUAUUUAUUUAUUUAAUUUGCUGUUAAAACUUUUACCUGAACCUUGUUCUAAAUAAACCAGGGUAACAAUAUUUGUUAGGUUGGUAAAAUAACUCAUUAUUAAUUUCUCCUGGGAUAUACUGCAAAUAUAUAUAGCCUUUUAGGAGUUACAAAACUGUUGUGGAACUGUAAAUAUUC
Amyelois transitella is the source of this 1010-nucleotide messenger RNA. RefSeq lists its product as uncharacterized. The record is from RefSeq and is a predicted model, not a curated record. Gene Ontology annotation, molecular function: RNA binding. The transcript is spliced from 4 exons. The coding region runs from base 111 to 695 and encodes 194 amino acids. NCBI's taxonomy places the organism in Eukaryota, Metazoa, Arthropoda, Insecta, Lepidoptera, Pyralidae.